UCCAGGACUGAAUUUACCCAUCACGUGUCUCGUAUCUCAGCCACCAUCUCCUCCACCAAGUCCAUCAGGACAACCACACACGUUCACGUCCUCGCGCACAUUUAUGCUAGUACUAUUUCAUAUCUACUACUUCGAUAUUUUUUGAUUGUUUUUUGUUUUUCCUGGGUCACUCUGUUUUGUGAUCUGGAGCACAAUCGUCGUACAUCACAUCUUGCCCCCUAUAAGAUACAGUUCAGAGAAGCAAGAGUGAGAUUCGUCCUUUUUUCCUUUUUUAUGGUUUUUGAUCUUGUGAAUUUUCAGCGGGGAAAAGAGUGCAGUGAUUCUGUUUUGUUCCAUAUUUCGUCUCCUCGCAGCUCUAAAACUAAGUUUGGAUGUGCCAGAGUUUUUCACGGUAAUUCAAAAUGGGAGGUGUACUGCAAAAGGGUGAAUCUCCGAAGGCUUAUUUACCUGAGACAAAGCUUGAGGCCAAAAUCGUUGGGGCAAUGCAGAGGAGAGAAAGUGAAGGCAGCUCUGCUAAAUCUUUCAACAGCAUAAUCUUGAAAUUCCCCAAAAUUGAUGAGAAUCUCAGAAAAUGUAAAGCUAUAUUUCAGGAAUUUGACAUGGAUGGAAAUGGUGCCAUAGAUCCACAAGAACUAAAACAGUGUUUCAGAAAACUGGAGAUUAGUUUUUCAGACGAGGAAAUCAAUGAUCUCUUUGAAGCAUGUGAUAUUAAUGAUGAUAUGGGAAUGAAGUUCAAUGAAUUUAUUGUUCUUCUUUGCCUUGUCUAUCUUCUGAAGAAUGACCCUGCUGCUGAGCAUGCUAAAUCACGAAUUGGACUGCCAAAUCUUGAGGCUACAUUUGAAACGUUGGUUGAUGCUUUUGUAUUUCUGGACAAGAACAAAGAUGGUCAGGUCAGCAAGAAUGAGAUGGUUGAAGCAAUAAAUGAAACCACCUCAGGAGAGAGGUCAUCUGGGCGUAUUGCCAUGAAAAGAUUUGAAGAGAUGGACUGGGAUAAGAAUGGAAUGGUCAAUUUCAAGGAAUUCCUUUUUGCUUUUACUCGGUGGGUUGGAAUAGAGGAUAACGAUGAUGAUGAUGAUGAUGAAGGCGCCGAGGAGUAGGGAUGAUUAUAGUAUUUUGAAGUAUCUUAUUUCUAUCUCUAGGCAUAUUGAGGAAGACUUCGGAGUAAAUACUUUGUGAACAAUGUGAUCUCGACUGCAAUAGGCUUUAGCUUUUCCAGUAAUAAGUUAGUAAAUUUGAACGCUGAACUGAUCAUGGUUAUCAAAUCUCACCACUCCAAAUUCCUAUUGUAUAUACUCUGUGACUGUAAAUGGAGAUCCACUAUGCCUAAUUUUGAGCUCUGCGUUGAAUUGUUGGAGGUCCACUAUUUUGAGCUCUCUGUCGAGUUGCUGCAUCCACUGCCUCCUGAAGUUGUUUAUUAGCUAAACUUCUUUAGCUAAAAUCAUGCUUACUACGAGAAUCUUUAGCAUUCAAACUUCUAUGAAGUGUUUGUAGACCCUUUUUUUGUCACAGAUGAUGUGUUCUUGAAGUGUGCCACAUGGAAGUCGACACUUGUAUCUCUCCACCAUUGUAAAGCAUAAAGCAUACCAUAAAUAGAUUUUAUCA
Messenger RNA from Coffea eugenioides, 1602 nucleotides. RefSeq names its product probable calcium-binding protein CML21. Lineage: Eukaryota; Viridiplantae; Streptophyta; Magnoliopsida; Gentianales; Rubiaceae. Gene Ontology annotation, molecular function: calcium ion binding. The record is from RefSeq and is a predicted model, not a curated record. Bases 402 to 1097 code for a protein of 231 amino acids. The transcript has 5 exons.